This is a messenger RNA of Saccostrea echinata, 3186 nucleotides long. RefSeq names its product putative amine oxidase [copper-containing]. Gene Ontology annotation, cellular component: plasma membrane. Gene Ontology annotation, biological process: amine metabolic process. The coding region runs from base 95 to 2455 and encodes 786 amino acids. The transcript is spliced from 3 exons. The record is from RefSeq and is a predicted model, not a curated record. NCBI's taxonomy places the organism in Eukaryota, Metazoa, Mollusca, Bivalvia, Ostreida, Ostreidae. Gene Ontology annotation, molecular function: copper ion binding; quinone binding; primary methylamine oxidase activity.
CAUAAAAUUUGUUAAAACUGCAUGUGUGCAGAGGAAUAAUUACGUUACUGGUGUAGCACAUUGCAGCAUCGGGGAUUGUGACUGAAUUAGAAACAUGUCAGGAGGGGGUUAUGCCAUAGGAGAGAAAUCCACUGGGAAAUUGAAAGACCCAAGGUUUUGGCAAUGUCUAGCACUGGUUUUGGGAGUUAUAGCCCUUGUCCUUUUGAUAGUUGUAAUUGUCCUUGCAGCAGAGAAAAAGGAUGAAGAAAAUGACAUCCCAGAAUGCAGACGACAUCCGGUUUCCGGUGUGAUUGAUAUUACUGAACCUGAAAAUCCUCCAAUUUUUCACGAUCUAACCAGAGGAGAAAUAAGAACUAUAUUAGACUUCAUGUUGUCCCAAAAGUCUUUAAAUAUAACAAAGCCUAGUAAGGCUGUACUUGCCUCAAACUAUGUAUAUGCAAUGGAACUUAUUCUUCCAGAGAAGAAAUAUGUUCUACAGUCAACUCAACAAACCCAGCCAACCAGGAAAGCAUUGGUUACAGUUUUUUGUGGCGGUAAGAUCGAGCCAAAUGUGGAGGAAUAUUGCGUAGAAUUAACACAGCAGCCAAGUUUCUGCGGUGGCCCUAAGUCCAUUCCGUUUUCUUUUAGGCCAAUCACAAUACCAGAGUAUAUGUCUGCCCUGAAUGUAUUGACCGAAGAUUCCAAUAGAAUCGUUGGUGAUAUUCUUCGUGAAAGUUUUAAAGGAUCUCUCGUUCAGUGUGGGGGAAAUUGUUUAGGAGUAGAGAAUGUAAGUCCUUUUGCCGCUGUGAUCGCAGAAGUUGAAGGCCAAGGAUUCCGAGGAAUAUGGUUUCCACUACUGCAACUGAUGGAGCCAAAAAAUUUGCAUCCCGUAGAUUUUGCCGUUCUUGUAACUAUAAAUGGAAGUGCUGUUCCGGAAACGGCCGAUGUUUGGUACAAUGGUCAAUCAUUUGUCUCACUCCAAGAAUUUAAGGACAAAUGGGACAAAGGGGAAGUUAAUAAACUGAACUUAGAUUUUCCUCAGAUGCGUACGCAUGAUCAAGAAUUUCCAGAAAAUUUGCAGAGACCGCCUAUUGAGAUCGAACCCGAUGGUAAACGUUAUUCCAUUAAAGAUCAAACGGUUACUUACAUGAACUGGAAAUUUCACUACGGAAUAUCACCAACUCACGGUCCCCAGCUUUACAACAUCAGAUUUAAGAAUGACAUGAUUGUCUAUGAACUGGGUUUACAAGAGAUCUGUGUAUUCUACUCGUCCUCGGAACCUGCCGGAAGAUUUACAAAUUAUUUUGACACUGUAGUAAUGAUUCGACUCUAUAUGAAAACAUUAGUGCCUGGCAUUGAUUGUCCCUCACACGCAACAUUCCUAGACGCCACGCAUAUGUUUGAAACAUCGGAUUCCCCUGUCACAAACAAAAAAGCGAUAUGUGUAUUUGAACACAAUUCCGGAAGUCCUCUGAGACGCCAUCAUGCACCCAGUGAAACACCUUCCGGUUACUAUGAGGGUGCCCCUAAUGUCGUGCUUAUCCUAAGAAUGAUUGGUACUCUUGUAAAUUAUGACUAUAUAUUUGAUUUUAUUUUCUAUCAGAAUGGGGUUUUGGAAACCAAGGUCACUGCCUCUGGGAUAAUUGUAUCUUCAUUCAAAUCUACAGACAAAAAAUAUGGAUUUCAGCUAACCGACCAAGCAUUGGGGACUCUUCAUUUCCAUUUCUUCAAUUUUAAAGUAGAUCUAGAUAUCGGAGGUUCUAAUAAUAGCUACGCUACCUACGAGGUAGAAGCGGAUGAAGUUCCUAAUCCUUUCUCUAAAGCAUCAAAUCCUUCGAACUGGCACCAAGAAAAAAUUGUAAAGGUUAACUAUGCCACAGAAAGAGAAGCAACAUAUAAGUAUAAUUUCAGCACCCCUAAGUACCACGUAUUUUACAAUGAAAAUAAUAAAGACAAGUACGGUAACCCCAAAGCCUACAGACUACUACAGAAAGGUAUGGCCAAAAAUGUACGAACACAGGGAGCUGGAAAUGAACCCGGGUCACCUUGGACACGAUAUCAAAUGGUCGUCACGAAACGCAAGGAAUCAGAACCAUACAGCUCAUCAAAAUACGCCACGUAUGACGGUGAAAAUAGGAAAGUGAACUUCGAGGAUUUUAUCGGGGAAGAAAAUAUAAAUGGCGAGGAUCUAGUAGCCUGGGUUACAUUAGGAGUGCAUCACAUCCCACACUCUGAAGAUCUUCCCAUAAUGCCCACACCCGGAACUGAUCUCAGCUUCCUGUUGUUGCCUUUCAAUUAUUUUCCCGAGGAUCCCAGUGUAGGAUUCCACGAUAAUGUACGCUUACAAUACGACAGUCCUUCUGGUCCAUUAAAAGUUAAAAAGGCGAAAUCAGCAGAACUGAAUUGUCUUCCACCAAAAACUUAUUCAAUUGAAGAUUUAAUAGGCCAACCAGAGGCUUUUAUAAAUCGUUCGUAAGUAAAUUCAAGAAUGGAAGUGGAAGUGGAAGGUAGAUGCUAUUAAUGGAAAUAACCGACGAAGGAGUCAGCAAAUUAUUGAUAGAGAUCCUUACGAACUGAGCCACUGAUAUAAAGAGGGCUGCACUCCUAUAAAGCUGAAAGGGAUGAUUUUUUAGAAGAUAACCCGGUAUGGAAUAGAUUGAAUGACGAAGCCUUUUUUAAUUAAGAACUUCUGUCGCAGAAAGAGUUUUACAAGUUAAAAAAAACACAUGUGAUUGCGUUUUGUAGUGUGUAUAACAUCAUUUUCAGUCGCAAUAUUAAGACUUUGAUUCCAUGAACAUACUAGCUACUGACUUAGCUCUUGACAAUCAAAUACUUUUGAAUUGUCAUCAAGGAACUUGUCUUAUUUCAUUUAAAUAUAUCAUUCUUGUAUAGAAUCACUAAAAAUAGGUAAAUAUUCUUAUCACAGUGAUUUUUCUGACCAUGCAAUAUGUACAUGUACAUCAUUAUUUUGUAAUGUGUUUAACCUCACGACUGAGUUGAUCUGUAUGUUGAAACAAGGAGAAAGUUUGUGAAAGAAUUUUACUGUCACUGUAAUUUUUUAAAAUAAAAUUUCACGUAUUUUUUUUAAAUUCUAACAAUUUGGCAGACUAGAUAUGUCAUAUUGAUCACCAGGAUAAGAAACAAAGCCAUAAAAAUCAUUUUAAUCUGUAAAAUCUCAGUGUUUGAACUAUUGAAAUUCACUUUCUA